UUCAACCUCAUUUUCAGAUCUCAAAGCGAGACAAUUUCAGCUUACAGGGCACACACACACAAAAAAAAAAUGUCGGAGGAGCAGCCAACAGUAGAAGGAAGGCGCUCGAGCAGGAAAUCGAGCGGUGGUAAAAGAGCAGAGGCACUCGAGCGGAUCAAAGCUCUCAGAAGCGGUGGUCGUCGGUCCACUGAAAACGGCGGUUUACAGGUUAAAAUAGAAGAACCGAUUUACGAUAUAGUUGAGGACGACGAGUACAAUGACAUAGUUGCUAAGCGCCGUGAAGCGGCUCAGGGAUUUAUCGUUGAUGAUAACGGUUUAGGGUACGGAGAUGAAGGCCAGGAAGAGGAUUGGUCAGUUUCCGGCGUUUUAUCUUCCGACGGAUCAGACGGAGAGAAUGAGAAGCCGAAGAAUAAGAGGAAGGCCUCGGAGAAGAAGCAGCAAAUUACUAAAAAGCCAUCGGCAGCUCUUUCAGCUGCUGCGGCAUUGAUGGGUAAGCAAAGAAUUUCUAGUUUGUUUACCUCUUCAGUGUUCAAGAGAGACGAUAAGGCGAGGAAUUUGUCAUGUGAUAGCAUCGUAGAUGAUGUUAUAGCUGAAUUCGCUCCUGAUGAGGCUGAUAGAGAGCGAAAGCGAAGGGUAAAUUCUAACUCUAACUCAUUGCAGGCUUCGAGGAGUUCAAUUGUUAAUUCCAACUCCUUGAAUGUCAAAAUUGAGAAGCCUGUAGUAGAAAAUGUCGAUUUCAUGGUUAAGCAGGAAGUUAAGAGUGUUACUGUUCAAAAUGAUGAGACUAUAUCAGAUUUAGCUAAAGAUAUUCGAGAUAGUGAGGUUUUAGAUGGUGAAUUGAAGCGGGAGAAAGUGGUAGAAUCAGGUGAUUUGGUUAAUGAAACUGUAGUAAAUUGUGCUGAAGUGAAGUCGGAGCCCUUGGUGGAAGAGAAGGUGUUUGCACUCAAUGCGAAAAUUAAAGAGGUAAAGGAUUCAGGCUUGAGUGCUACGGCUGGAUGGCAGGCUUUAAGGAAUGCUGGUAGUGGAGUUUCGAACUGCAAUGACUCAGGGGCAAAACUUGUGGACACAGAAGAGAAAACAGAUUUUGAGUUGGAUUCUGAUGGAUCAUUGCCUUUCUUCAUACUUGAUGCCCACGAGGAGCUGUAUGGUGCAAAUGCUGGGAAUCUUUAUCUCUUUGGGAAGGUGAAAGCUGGAGGUGCAUACCAUAGCUGCUGUAUCGUUGUGAAGAACAUGCAACGAUGUGUUUAUGCGAUUCCAGAUGGUUCUGUAUUUUGUACUGACACAAUCUCAAAUCUCUCUAGAGAUGUAGAAGAGUCUCGAAUAUCUCCCUCUGACUUCCGCAGUCAGUUGCACGAGAUGGCAUCAGGAUUGAAGGCUGAAUGUAGAAAUAAGCUACUAGAACAUAACAUCUCAAGUUUUAGUAUGGCACCAGUGAAGAGAAAUUAUGCAUUUGAACGAUCUGAUGUACCUCGCGGGGAGAAUUUUGUCCUUAAGAUAAACUAUCCAUUCAAGGAUCCACCACUUCCAUCAGAUCUCAAGGGAGAAAAAUUUAGUGCUUUGCUUGGUACUCAUUCCAGCGCAAUGGAGCUGUUCCUGAUCAAGAGGAAAAUAAAAGGACCCUCAUGGCUAUCAAUUUUGAAGUUCUCUGGUUGUCCUAUUCCUCAACGUGUGAGCUGGUGUAAAUUCGAGGUCAUUGUAGAUAGUCCAAAGGACAUUCAAGUCUCCACGUCCUCUAAGAAUGUUGCUGAGAUUCCUCCAGUGGUUGUUACAUCGAUAAAUCUGAAAACUAUCAUCAACGAGAAGCAAAACAUAAAUGAAAUUGUCUCUGCAUCUGUCAUCUGCUGUCAGAAUGCGAAGAUUGAUGCCCCCAUGUUAACAUCUGAAUGGACAAAGCCUGGGAUGCUUUCUCAUUUUACUGUUGUGUGUAAGCUUGAGGGAGGCAUAUUUCCUAUGGGAUUUACAAAGGAAGCAGCAGAGAGAAAUGCAAAAGCUGGAUCAAAUGUUAUUAGUUCCGAGAGCAGUGAAAGAGCAUUAUUGAACCGGUUGAUGAUCGAGUUGCAUAAACUGGACAGUGACGUGCUUAUUGGCCAUAAUAUAUCUGGCUUUGACUUGGAUGUUCUUCUUCACAGAGUUCAGGCCUGCAAAGUCCCAAGCAGUAUGUGGUCAAAAAUAGGUCGCCUUAAGCGUUCUGUCAUGCCAAAACUUACCAAGGGCAAUACAAUUUUUGGCUCAGGAGCAAGUCCAGGGAUCAUGUCUUGUAUUGCUGGGCGUCUCCUAUGUGAUACCUAUUUAUCUUCUCGUGAAUUAUUAAAAGAGGUUAGUUAUUCAUUGACACAACUUGCAAAGACUCAACUGAACAAGGAUAGGAAGGAGAUUUCUCCACACGAUGUGCCUCGAAUGUUUCAGGCUGCUGAUUCACUUGUGGAACUUAUUGAAUGCGGAGAAACUGAUGCAUGGUUAUCAAUGGAACUCAUGUUUCAUUUAAGUGUACUUCCCCUAACUCGUCAGUUGACCAAUAUCAGUGGUAAUCUUUGGGGGAAAACUCUACAGGGUGCUAGGGCCCAAAGAGUAGAGUACCUCUUGUUGCAUGCAUUCCAUGCCAAGAAGUUCAUAGUGCCAGACAAAUUUUCCUCUCAUGCAAGAGAAGCUAAAAUUACAAAACGAAAGUUGAACCACGGUGAUGAGGGAAAAGAAACUGUUCCUGUUGAUGCUGAUGAUCCAAAUAUUGAAAGUGGGAUUCCAGAUGUCCAACAUGGGAAAACAAAAAAGGGGCCUUCCUAUUCAGGUGGAUUAGUUUUGGAGCCAAAAAGAGGUUUAUAUGAUAAGUACAUUCUGCUACUGGACUUCAACAGUCUAUACCCUUCCAUUAUUCAGGAAUACAAUAUUUGUUUCACAACAGUUGAAAGGUCUCUGGACGGAUCAGUUCCUCGCUUACCAUCAAGUAAAAGGACGGGACUUCUACCAGAGUUGCUUAAGAAUUUGGUUGAGAGGAGAAGAAUGGUCAAGUCAUGGUUAAAAACAGCAUCUGGCCUCAAGGCCCAACAGUUUGACAUACAGCAACAAGCUCUGAAGCUUACAGCAAACAGUAUGUAUGGAUGCCUAGGAUUCUCCAAUUCCAGAUUCUAUGCGAUGUCGUUAGCCGAGCUUAUAACCUCACAAGGAAGGGAAAUUCUACAGAGUACUGUUGACCUAGUUCAGACUUCACUAAACCUGGAGGUUAUCUAUGGUGACACAGAUUCAAUUAUGAUUUAUAGUGGACUUGAUGACAUUGGAAAAGCUAAAGCAAUAGCAGCCAAAGUUAUUCAAGAGGUUAACAAGAAAUAUAGGUGCUUAGAGAUUGAUCUUGAUGGUCUGUACAAGAGAAUGCUGCUUCUCAAGAAAAAGAAAUAUGCAGCUGUAAAGGUGCAGUUUAAAGACGGGAGACCCUAUGAGGUCAUUGAGAAAAAAGGUCUUGAUAUGGUGCGUCGUGACUGGAGUUUGCUGUCAAAGGAAUUGGGAGAUUUUUGCCUGAGCCAAAUACUGUCCGGCGGGUCCUGUGAAGAUGUUGUUGAAUCAAUACAUAAUGCACUUAUGAAGGUACAAGAGGAUAUGAGGAAUGGGCAAAUUGAACUGGAAAAAUACGUGAUCACCAAAUCGUUAACUAAACCACCUGAAGCCUAUCCUGAUGCUAAAAGUCAACCUCAUGUUGAAGUAGCACUUAGGUUGAAGAAAAGUGGCUAUGUCACUGGUUGCUCUGCUGGUGAUACAGUACCAUAUGUCAUCUGCUGUGAGCAGGGGAAUGGUUCAAGUACCUCUGUGGGGAUUGCUCAGCGGGCAAGACAUCCUGAUGAACUGAAAAGAGACAAUGGAAACUGGAUAGUUGACAUUGACUAUUACCUUGCACAACAGAUACAUCCUGUAAUAUCUCGUCUAUGUGCAUCAAUUCAGGGUACUAGCCCGGCACGUCUGGCUGAUUGCUUAGGACUAGAUUCAUCCAGGUUCCAAAAUAAAUCAAGUGAAGCCGUCAAUGAUGAUCCCUCAAACUUGCUUUUGUGUGCAGCAGAUGAUGAAGAGAGAUAUCGGGGUUGUGAGCCUUUGACUUUGACAUGCCCCAGCUGCUCCGGCUCUUUUGAGUGCACACCUAUAUUUAGUUCUAUAUGUUCAUCAAUUAGUCAAAAGCCAGCAGACACGCAAGUAGGAGGGGCUCCCAGCAAGUUCUGGGAAAGAUUUAGCUGUCCCAAAUGCCCAGAGGAGAGUGAGGGGAAUAUAUCAGCGGCGUUGAUAGCAAACCAGGUUAAAAGGCAAGUAGAAGGCUUUGUCUCAACAUACUAUAAAGGAGUGAUGAUGUGCGAUGACGAAACUUGCAACUGCACAACUCGUAGCCUGAACCUGCGAGUAAUUGGGGACUCUGAGAGGGGAACUGUUUGUCCAAAUUAUCCCCGUUGUAACGGGCAUUUACAAAGACAGUAUACUGAAGCAGAUCUUUACAGACAACUUGCUUAUUUCUGCUACGUCUUAGACACUGUUCGCUGCAUAGAUAAGGUAGAGAGUAACAUGAGAAUACAAGUAGAAAAGGAGCUUGCUAGGAUACGCCCCGUGGUUGAAGCAGCAGCAUCAACCGUACAGAAGUUCCGGGAUAGAUGUGCCUACGGGUGGGUGCAGCUUAAGGAUUUGACUGUCUCAUUCUAGCAAGUCUAAUACUACCAAUAUUGUGAUGUCUCGUGUAAAUAUUAAGAAAAAUGUCUAGUUGGCAUCGGAACAAGCAAACCAACUAGCAGAGCAAUGAAAUUCCAUUAUUAUUUUUCAUUAACUAAACUGAAACUCUUUGCAGUCA
This is a messenger RNA of Nicotiana attenuata, 4813 nucleotides long. Its product is annotated as DNA polymerase alpha catalytic subunit. Gene Ontology annotation, cellular component: alpha DNA polymerase:primase complex. Bases 70 to 4668 code for a protein of 1532 amino acids. Gene Ontology annotation, molecular function: single-stranded DNA binding; chromatin binding; pyrimidine nucleotide binding. The transcript has 31 exons. Lineage: Eukaryota; Viridiplantae; Streptophyta; Magnoliopsida; Solanales; Solanaceae. The record is from RefSeq and is a predicted model, not a curated record. Gene Ontology annotation, biological process: mitotic DNA replication initiation; DNA replication; leading strand elongation.